UCAGGACUCGGGACUCGGGACUCUGGACUCUGGAAUCUGGACUCUGGAAUCUGGACACGGGACUCUUGACUCUGGGCUCCGGACAUGGGACUCUGGACUCUGGACUCUGGACUCUGGACUCUGGACUCCGGACUCUGGACUCAGGACUCUGGACUCGGGAUUCUGGAAUCUGGACUCGGGACUCUGGACCCUGGAAUCUGGACUCGGUACUACGGACUCUGGACUCUGGACUCGGGACUCUGGAUUCAGGACUCGGGACUCGGGACUCUGGACUCUGGAAUCUGGACUCUGGAAUCUGGACACGGGACUCUUGACUAUGGGCUCCGGACUUGGGACUCUGCACUCUGGACUCUGGACUCUGGACUCCGGACUUGGAAGUCUUGACUCUUGACUCUGGAGUUCGGACUCGGGACUCUGGGCUCUGGACUCGGGACUCUGGAUUCUGGACUCGGGACUCUGGACUCUGGACUCUGGACUCUGGACUCGGGACUCUGGACUCUGGACUCUGGACUCGGGACUCUGGACUCUGGAAUCUGGACUCUGGACUCUGGACUCGGGACUCUGGACUCUCCACAUUGGACUCUGGUCUCGGGCCUUGGACUCUGGACUCGGGACUCGGGACUCGGGACUCUUGACCCUGGACUUUGGACUCGGGACUCUGGACUCGGGACUCUUGACUCUGGGCUCCGGACUUGGGACUCUGGACUCUGGUCUCUGGACUCUGGACCUUGGACUCUGGACUCUGGACUCGGGACUCUCGACUCUCGACUCGGGACUCUGGACUGUGGACUCUGGACUCGGGACUCUGGGCUCUGGACUUGGGACUCUGGACUCUGGACUCUGGACUCUGGACUCGGGUCUCUGGACUCUCCACAUUGGACUCUGGCCUAGGGCCUUGGACUCUGGACUGUUGACUCGGGACUCUGGACUCGGGACUCGGGACUCUGGACCCUGGACUCUGGACUUGGGAGUCUGGACUCGGGACUCUUGACUCUGGGCUCCGGACUUGGGACUCUGGACUCUGGACUCUGGACUCUGGACUCUGGACUCAGGACUCAGGACUCUGGACUCGGGACUCUGGAAUCUGGACUCGGGACUCUGGACUGUGGAAUCUGGACUCGGUUCUACGGACUCUGGACUCUGGACUCUGGACUCGGGACUCUGGAUUCAGGACUCGGGACUCGGGACUCUGGACUCUGGAAUCUGGACUCUUGAAUCUGGACACGGGACUCUUGACUCUGGGCUCCGGACUUGGGACUCUGCACUCCGGACUCGGAACUCUUGACUCUGGACUCUGGACUCUGGACUCUGGACUCCGGACUCGGGACUCUGGGCUCUGGACUCGGGACUCUGGACUCUGGAUUCGGGACUCUGGACUCUGGACUCUGGACUCUGGACUCUGGACUCUGGACUCGGGACUCGGGACUCUGGACUCUGGACUCUCGACUCUCGACUCUCGACUCUCGACUCUCGACUUGGGACUCUGGACUCGGGACUCUGGACUCGGGACUCUGGACUCUGGACUCUGGACUCUGGACUCGGGUCUCUGGACUCUCCACAUUGGACUCUGGCCUAGGGCCUUGGACUCUGGACUGUUGACUCGGGACUCUGGACUCGGGACUCGGGACUCUGGACCCUGGACUCUGGACUUGGGAGUCUGGACUCGGGACUCUUGACUCUGGGCUCCGGACUUGGGACUCUGGACUCUGGACUCUGGACUCUGGACUCAGGACUCAGGACUCUGGACUCGGGACUCUGGAAUCUGGACUCGGGACUCUGGACUGUGGAAUCUGGACUCGGUUCUACGGACUCUGGACUCUGGACUCUGGACUCGGGACUCCGGAUUCAGGACUCGGGACUCGGGACUCUGGACUCUGGAAUCUGGACUCUUGAAUCUGGACACGGGACUCUUGGUUCUGGGCUCCGGACUUGGGACUCUGCACUCCGGACUCGGAACUCUUGACUCUGGACUCGGGACUCUGGACUCUGGACUCCGGACUCGGGACUCUGGGCUCUGGACUCGGGACUCUGGACUCUGGACUCUGGACUCUGGACUCUCGACUCUCGACUCUCGACUUGGGACUCUGGACUCGGGACUCUGGACUCUGGACUCUGGACUCUGGACUCUGGAAUCUGGACUCUGGACUCUGGACUCGGGACUCUGGACUCUCCACAUUGGACUCUGGUCUCGGGCCUUGGACUCUGGACUCGGGACUCGGGACUCGGGACUCUGGACCCUGGACUCUGGACUCGGGACUCUGGACUCGGGACUCUUGACUCUGGGCUCCGGACUUGGGACUCUGGACUCUGGUCUCUGGACUCUGGACCUUGGACUCUGGACUCUGGACUCGGGACUCUCGACUCUCGACUCGGGACUCUGGACUGUGGACUCUGGACUCGGGACUCUGGGCUCUGGACUUGGGACUCUGGACUCUGGACUCUGGACUCUGGACUCGGGUCUCUGGACUCGGGACUCUGGACUCGGGACUCGCGACUCGCGACUCUGGAAUCUGGACUCUGGACUCUGCACUGUGGACUCGGGACUCUGGACUUAGGACUCUGGACACUGGACUCUGGACUCUGGACUCUGGACUCGGGACUCGGGACUCUGGACUCGGGACUCGGGAUUCUGGACUCGUGACUGAGGACUCUGGACUCUCGACUCUCGACUCUCGACUCUGGACUCUCGACUCUCGACUCUCGACUCUGGACUCGGGACUGUGGACUCUGGACUCGGGACUCUGGACUCGGGACUCUAGACUCGGGACUCUGGACUGUGGACUGUGGACUGUGGACUCAGGACUCUGGACUCGGGACUCGGGACUCUGGACUUGUGACUCGGGACUCUGGACUCUCGACUCUCGACUCUCGACUCUCGACUCUGGACUCGGGACUCUGGACUCUGGACUCGGGACUCUGGACUUGGGACUCGGGACUCUGGACUCGGGACUCGGGACUCUGGACUCUGGACUCUGGACUCUGGACUCUGGAUUCGGGACUCUCGACUCUCGACUCUCGACUCUCGACUCUGGACUCUGGACUCGGGACUCUGGACUCGGGACUUGGGACUCUGGACUCAGGACUCGGGACUCGGGACUCUGGACUCGGGACUCUGGACUCGGGAUUCGGGACUCUGGACUCGGGACUUUGGACUUUCGAUCGAUUGCGAUCGUUUCGACAUGUUUCCACUGUUCUAUUGUCGCUUAUGAUUGACGUCCAAGAUCUCCCGACCGGGGUGCUGCAAGGGUGGGAAGUUUCACUGCUCUAUUCACCCAGCUUGCCCUCUCUCCCCAGUUUUAAUCCCUCCCUCCCCCUCCAUUUUCGACCCCCCCUUCCCCCUCUGUUUCGCUUCUCCCCUUCCGUCCGUUUCGAUCUCCCCCCUUCCCCUCCAUUUCGCUUCCCCCCUCCCCUCAAGGAAGGUUUGUCUACUUGCCCAGCUCACCCUCAUAUCUGUUAUAUAUCUGUUUAUGACUUCGGCAAAAGUUUGGGCUGUUUGGGGUCGGGGUGUUAGGGAGACUGUGUGAUAACCCCACUUAGCGGAGAUUUCGAUGUGUUGUGGGGUGCGUGGGGGAUGUCUCUAGCGUUCGGGGACUAAGCUGAAAACUUCGAUGGGUUGUGGGGUGUGUGGGGGAUGUCUCUAACAUUCGGGGACUUAGAGCAUGUUCCUACGAGCCUCUUCCCUGGCAACCUCUUCCCAGACUCACGCGCGACCUUGAUAUCGUGUUCCCAGGAUCACUUUUUGGAAUACUCCCGUUUCAUAUUUGCGCUCCAUCGCUCUCAACCACAUAAACCCAGCUAGUGUUGAAAGUUUACUGUGCAGAUUCGCGCUUGUCUGAAAAUCUGCUCGUCUGAAAAGAGGUUUUAAAACACGCCCCUGAAUCUCGGGAAGAGGUUGCUUGGGAAGAGGCUGGUAGGAACACGCUCUUAGCUGAUUUUUUCUGGAUU
Messenger RNA from Closterium sp. NIES-67, 3945 nucleotides. The record is from the annotation of a GenBank genome assembly. Lineage: Eukaryota; Viridiplantae; Streptophyta; Zygnematophyceae; Desmidiales; Closteriaceae.